This is a messenger RNA of Lachancea thermotolerans CBS 6340, 975 nucleotides long. RefSeq names its product Ctk2p (gene CTK2). Gene Ontology annotation, molecular function: cyclin-dependent protein serine/threonine kinase activator activity. Gene Ontology annotation, cellular component: cyclin/CDK positive transcription elongation factor complex; nucleus. Gene Ontology annotation, biological process: positive regulation of DNA-templated transcription, elongation; regulation of transcription by RNA polymerase II. The record is from RefSeq and is a predicted model, not a curated record. The transcript has a single exon. Bases 1 to 975 code for a protein of 324 amino acids. Lineage: Eukaryota; Fungi; Ascomycota; Saccharomycetes; Saccharomycetales; Saccharomycetaceae.
AUGUCAGGGACAUUCCAGACACAGAUUAUGCUCUCGAGGCCCUACCUGACGCGAGAGCAAAUCAAAAGGGCGCAACAAAACACAAUAUCAGACCGAAGGGUGUAUAACCAAAAAAGGAUAUCAGUGUUCAAAUACCUAUGUGAUAUGUGUGUCCAGUUUAAGUUUCCAAGAAGAACACUGGAAACAGCAAUGUACUUCUAUCAGCGGUUCUACUUAUUCAAUAAGUUCGAAACGGAGUUGUGUUACGACGUAGCUACCAGCUGUCUCUUCCUCAGCUGCAAACAAGUGGAGACAAUGAAGAAGGUCGCGGACCUUGCCACUGUUUCACUCCGGUUACGAAGUAUUGUCAAGGUCUCGCCCGAACUACUAGACAAUUGCAAAAAGCGGAUAUUUCAAAUGGAGUUGCGUAUUCUCGAGACGUGUUGUUUCGACUACAGGGUCAACAAUUCGGUACAUAUCGACGACCUGCUAGUUAAGAUUGGAAAAGAUUUAAAGCUAAGCCACGAAGUUUGUUACCUUGCAUGGCUCAUUGCGUUCGACGCUUUGAAGCUUGAAAUAUUACUAAUGGUUCCCCAGCACACUAUCGCGAUAGCUGUGCUAAAAAUUGCAUGCGAGCUCACAGAGGGAGUGAGUUGGCCUAAUGUGAGGUAUUCUCUUUUCGAGAGUGACGAGUUGUCGGUUGGCGAGGCCUACUUUGAUAUCAUAAACUUCUUCAUCAACGUUUUCGAUCUUUCAGAUUUAAGAGCCCACGUCCCCAACAAUCUGCGAAAUGUGGGAAUAGAGACUUUCAUUGAACUAAAAAAACAAGCGGGCCUUGAAAAGGGCCUGAAGGAACCCGAAAAUGUCUCCUCAGACCCCUAUGUCGUGAAGGAGAGGGAUUUUACGAUACAGGAAAGACGAUAUGUUUUAUAUGGUAAGCGAAUAAGUGACGAAAACAAGCCCAUCAAACAGGAAACAAAAAAGGAGAAAGUUUAG